AUGGCAACGACCACGUCUGACAUCAUGUGCCACAGCUGCUACGAGCCGGGGCACAUCAGGAGGAACUGCCCUAAGAUCAAGAACAGGGCGAAGCAGAAAACGAGGCCCGCGGGAGCUACCAAGUGGUGCUCCAAGCACUACACUACGUCUCACUCGGACGAGGAAUGCUACCUACGAGGAGGAAAGCGCCCGAAAGACACCAAGGACUCAAGUAAAGCAUUCACCGCGUGCUCCGGCUGCACUCACUGCUCGUCGGCGUCCAACGAAAACGACUCGAACAAUGAAGUGGCAGUUGUCGACUUCACCCGGGACGAGGACGCGAUCGACAGCGGGUUUAUGUUCGGCACGUGUUCCCGCAACUAAGGACGCAACUUCGCCGCGAGCUCCACCGGGGUAGGACUGCUGGUAGAGACGGGAGCAUCAGAGACCAUGUUUGACAAUCGCCUCGUCCCCGACGGAAACCUUCACGAUUACACCCAGCGAAACUCUCCAAAGAUCGUCGACAUGACCGGAGAAAGCCAACUCACAGGCACGGCCACGGGCAUCCUACACUGCACCGUCAAGGACAAUCGAGAACAGCUAUUGCGCGUGCGGAUUCAAGGACUCGUCGUUCCGGGGCUUGGUCGCAACAUUUUUUCGCCCACCUCUCUCCUGAAAAAGGGAUUGCGCUGCGUCGUCGAAGAGAGCACUCCGUACCUCACUAUUUCAGGCGAGGUGAUUCCACUCACUCACACAAGAUCCGCGAGACCAAGGCAUGUGCACCCUCGACAUCACGUUCGAGCAGAACGUCCAGCCAUCUGGCACGAAAUCCCUCGUGCCCCACCAGAAGCAGUCACAGACCCACACGGC
Messenger RNA from Ectocarpus sp. CCAP 1310/34, 849 nucleotides. NCBI's taxonomy places the organism in Eukaryota, Phaeophyceae, Ectocarpales, Ectocarpaceae. The record is from the annotation of a GenBank genome assembly.